Molecule: messenger RNA, 1682 nt
Organism: Amorphotheca resinae ATCC 22711
Lineage: Eukaryota; Fungi; Ascomycota; Leotiomycetes; Helotiales; Amorphothecaceae
Exons: 9
Coding region: 162-1658 (498 amino acids)
Biological process (GO): hydrogen peroxide catabolic process; response to hydrogen peroxide
Cellular component (GO): peroxisome; mitochondrion; cytoplasm
Molecular function (GO): heme binding; catalase activity
Source: RefSeq, a predicted model, not a curated record
UUUCAGGACAAUGACAUCAAAAUAAUGACAUCAAAGUACGGCCAGACCAGGUGCUCACGCUCGAUUCAGUAUAAAAUGUCUCCACGAUCGUUGAGUAGAGAUCUCCCAGUUCUUUCCAAGAAUCCGCCCAACUCAGAUCAAUACCAAUCUUUGAAUCCAAGAUGUCUACCCAGCACCAGAAAGAUGAUGUGCCUACCUACACUCUCGCUGAGGGUUGCCCGGUAGCCGAUCCUACAACCGCUGUGCGUGUCGGCAACAGUCCGGUCAAGGGGUUGAUCCUUCUUCAGGAUACUCAACUCAUCGAAACUUUGGCCCAUUUCAGCAGGGAGCGCAUUCCCGAGCGUACAGUCCACGCGUCUGCCGCAGGUGCAUGGGGGGAAUUUGAAGUCACUCACGAUAUCUCGCACCUCACAUCUGCCAAGUUCCUCAACGGUAUUGGGAAAAAGAGCAAGGUACUUGUGAGAGUCUCGACUGUAGGUCCAGAGAGAGGACAUGCAGAGACUGUGAGGGAUGUUCGAGGGUGGGCAAUGAAGAUCUUCACUGAGGAAGGCAACCAGGAUUUUGUGUUCAACAGUAUUCCUGUGUUCUUCGUCAGAGAUCCGAUCAAGUUUCCUUCCAUGAAUCGGUCUCAUAAGCGCCAUCCCGCGUCAAACCUUUCUGAUUCUACCAUGUUUUGGGAUUUCCAUAACAACAACCAAGAGGGCAUUCAUGCCCUUAUGAUGCUAUUCAGUAACCGUGGAACUCCUGCAUCCAUUCGAAACAUCCACGCAUUCAGUGGCCACACUUACAAGCUUACAACUGACGAUGGCUUUGUUUACGUCAAAAUCCAUUUGAAAUCAGAUCAAGGCAUCAAGAAUCUUACCCAACAGGAAGCAGAGCGCCUCGCCGGACAAAACUCAGACUACCACACUGCCGAUCUGUACAAUGCCAUUGCGUCCGGGAACUACCCGACCUGGACCAUGUAUCUCCAGGUCAUGACACCAGAGCAAGCGGAGAAUUAUCGCUGGAAUAUUUUCGAUAUAACUCAUAUUUGGCCUCAUUCCGAUUUCCCACUUCAGCCAGUGGGAAAGUUGACUCUAAACCGAAAUCCAACCAACUAUUUCGCAGAUAUAGAACAGGCUGCAUUCUCUCCAUCUACUAUGGUUCCCGGCAUUGCCCCAACCGCAGAUCCCAUGUUACAAGCACGAAUGUUUGCAUACCCAGAUGCCGCCCGCUACCGCUUGGGGGUGAAUUAUCAACAGCUCCCGUGCAAUGCCCCUGUUAGCCAAGUCUACACGCCGUACCUACGCGACGGAGUUAGACACGACAACAACUUUGGUGGCGAUCCAAACUACGUCGGUUCUAAGCUCAGGCCAAUACAUUUCAAGGGACGAGUUGGAGCGAACGGUUAUUCGCCAGGCGGACAUGAAGAAUGGGUGGGACGGGUGUCCUCUUAUUCCUCCGAGGUUACCGAUGAGGACUUCAUCCAAUCGAGGGAGUUGUGGAAAAUCAUGGGCAAGACUAACCAGCAAAAAGACUUUGUGCACAACGUUUCCGUGCAUCUCAAGAGUGCAUUGCCUGAAGUGCAGGCGGGGACCAUCAAAAUGUUCGAAAGAGUAGAUCCGGAACUUGGCGCAUCGAUCAAGAAGGCUUUGUCAAGCGGCUCAACCCUUAGUUAAAGGAAGCAGAUACCUAGACUAGAA